This is a messenger RNA of Austrofundulus limnaeus, 4279 nucleotides long. It is a transcript of the gene znf821, whose product is annotated as zinc finger protein 821. Gene Ontology annotation, biological process: regulation of transcription by RNA polymerase II. The record is from RefSeq and is a predicted model, not a curated record. The transcript is spliced from 6 exons. Gene Ontology annotation, cellular component: nucleus. Lineage: Eukaryota; Metazoa; Chordata; Actinopteri; Cyprinodontiformes; Rivulidae. Bases 317 to 1813 code for a protein of 498 amino acids. Gene Ontology annotation, molecular function: DNA-binding transcription factor activity, RNA polymerase II-specific.
AGCGAGCGGCUGCCGACKGAGCGGCUAGGCGCUGCUCGGCGUCUCUUGUUCGGGUUUGGACAUCAUUUUAUCCCCGCUGGGGACGGGACUUUAUUAAAAAAAAACUACAAAUAUGUGACUUACAUACGCGUUUUGGAUUUUUCCUUUGUUAUUUCUCCAAAAACGACCGACAUUUAUCUGUCAGAGUGGAUGAUUUGUUUACCUAUUUCCCCCAAAAAAAUAUUUCGUUUGUAAGUCCGUUCAUUUGGGAGUACACCUGGAUGCAGAGAGACAUCAUUUUUAUUUUUUUUAUUUUAUCCUGGAAGGGGACAAUACUAUGUCCAGGCGAAAACAGAACAACCCCUUCAAAGUUAACUGGCCGUUCCACACUUCAGGUUUACCAGGACUUCAGCACACUAUUAACAUGGACGGCAGGGAUGAAUUCACCGAAGACAGCGAAUGCUGCAGCAACAACUCCCAGGAAGUCCAAGAGCAGGACAGCCUUUCAGAAGAAAGCGAUAGCGACGCCGACAACCACGGAGAAGACUCGUCUUCAAACACCUCCGUYGACGACCACAUGACCACCAAGAGGACGCAGUGCCGCCUCGAAGGAGUGGGAGUGAAAGAGGAGAGCGAGGACGGGGGCGAGCACGGCAGCAGCUUUGUUUGCCCUCUGUGCACGCUGGAUUUCAGCAGCCCUGAGAGGCUCAUCUCACAUGUCUACCAGCACACGACCAUGAUGAGCAACAGCAAAAGCUACGUGUGCCCGGUGUGUGGGCGAGCGCUGAGUUCUCCUGGCUCACUUGGACGGCAUCUUCUCAUCCACUCUGAAGACCGCCUCUCCAACUGCGCCGUCUGUGGCGCACGCUUCACAGACACCAACAACUUUAACAGAGAGAAGCUUAAAGAUGUCCUCGACACGUCCAGGUUGGACAUCAGUGGUGGACGGGAUGCCUGCUCCAUGUCCCAGUCCCUGUCCAGCAGCCCCAUGAGCAGCCCGGGCUCCACCACUCAAUCCUGCCACGGACCAGGUCCUAGUCCCAGUUCAUGUCAGGGCCCACACCUGUGUCAAGCUCCUGAAGCCAACCCCAGCCUCUGCCAGGGCCCCAGCCACAUGUCCAGCCCGUGUCAGGAGCAGCGACCGUGCCACGGCUCGGGCCCCGGACCGUGCACGGGGUCCGACCAAGGCCCCUCCUUUCCUUCGCUGCCCGACAGUCUCCUCUCUGAAGGGCCGUCGCUCGCGUCKUUCCCUGAAGCUCUCAACUCCUCCUCCUCAGCCCUUCCUCCCAUACCCGACAUCCUGCCGGUCUACCCUGCCGGAGUGCUGCUGGUGUGCAACAGCUGCAUGGCCUACCAGCAGCUCGUGGAGGCCCAGUCGCCGAUGCGAAAGUGGGCCCUGCGUCGAAAGAACGAGCCCCUGGAGGCCCGCCUGCAGCGUCUGGAGCGCGAGCGCACGGCGAAGAAGAACAAGCGGGCGUGCGAGUCGGAGGAGGAGAAGGAGCUGCGGCGGCUGCGGGACCGCGAGGCCAAGCGCAUGCAGAGGAUGCAGGAGUCGGACGAGCAGCGGGCGCGCCGGCUGCAGAGGGACCGCGAGGCCAUGCGUCUGAAGAGGGCCAACGAGACGCCGGAGAAGAGACAGGCCCGGCUGGUCCGCGAGAGGGAGGCGAAGCGGAUCAAGCGCCGGCUGGAGAAGAUCGACCCCGCUCUGAGGACACAGAUCGAGCACGACCCCGCUGCCAUGGCYGCCCUCACAGCAGACAUGAGUCUCUUUCAGUUCCCCUGUCCCAUGCCCGUCUCCUCCAUCGAUAACGGGCUCUUCAUGAAGCUGCCAUAAUCUGGAAACGUAAGGAAGGAGCGACUGUCGUGUAACAUUCUUAACCUGUACUUUCAGGAUGCCAUGGGGACGUUCAAACCAAGCCCCGCUCUUUUCCUUCCAUGUUGUCCUGCGUUGAACAGCUUCAUUAUUACUUCUUCUCUUUCUAAUUUAUUAGUCUUUAAACAAACCUUGGGGACAGGGUUGAGUUUGUUUCAUUUUGUGUGGAUGAURUAAGAGCAUGUUGUAAAGAGAUUUAUCUGUCUGUGGAUUAGCAGAUUUUACUCAGCACGUUCUGGUGAGAGCARGUAAACGGUUCCUUUUGAGGAUGAAAAAGAAAGUCAUUUGCACAUGGAUCCUCAGUAAGGGGAGUGGAAACUUUGAAGCCACAUGCCUCUUCUUUCCUGGUCCACUCAGCUAGCCCGCUCCUCCACCCUACCGUAACUCAGACUCACCGGUAGCUACACCUCUUUCUUCAAGCUGCUACCGCGGGAAGUUCAUGUCUACUACCUCAUCCGGCGCCGCSGCGGCGCUCUGUCCUCUGGCGUACCGCUGUCCAACAGCAAGUUUCCAAAGCUCUGUACGGACUGGACAACCCCACAGAAGAUGCAGGUUUAUUUCCUCCUCUUUGUGUUUAUCAGUGAGGUACUUUCAUAGGACCUUUCYGAACACCUGAACUCUCGAAUGUUUGUCCUGCUGAACAGUGUCGACAUUCCCUUCAUCUCCUGAGUUUGAUGCAUCUUCCUCGCAUUCUUUUCUCCAGUUACGCUCCAUAAUAUUGCCAUUUCGUUUUAUUUUCCUUUGUUACUGAGCCUUUCUCGGGCCUGUAUAAACUCAGUCUGUGCGGCUGUUAUUGUACUGUACGAUACAUUAGUUACCUCUUGUAUAUUCUGGACUCAUCUUAUGAAGAAAAUGUACUGAAAUAUUCUCUUUAGGUGGUUAAAUAGGGGGAGUACCUAAUAUGUUACMUGUUGACCUCAAAUUAUGUCACAUUACUUGAAUUCUGCCUGCAAAGAUGCAUUUUUUUAUGCUAUUGAGGAAACGGCUACAAGAACRUAGGUUUUUAGAAAAUUUAAGUUCAUUCUUGGAUAACCUCUGCUUUGUGCAAUUUCUGUAGCAUUCACAUGCUUUAUAAGUCAGCAGUAACUUCAAAAUGGGUUAUUAGAACCACUUAAAUUGAGGUUUUGCUUUUUUUUACAUUCGCAGAUAAAGUCACAUAAKAGGUGGAAAAUAUGUAAAAAAUGCAAUCAAAGUGUCUCUUCUGUAUKUAAGCACUGGGGCUAUUUUAUGUUACAGGAGAUUUUAUUAAUUUAUAUUUGUUAACCUCAUUCCAGCACAUAUUUAUGCAAUUUUUCUUUAGUCUCAUGAUCCUGUUUGRUGUAUGUUUGCUGAUAUUGAUGUUUGAAUUACAGGCCAAGUUUGUAGAAUUUUUUUUUUCAUUUCCAGUCGGCAAAGUUACUUCCAGUUUUAUCGUCUCUUCUCCAGAUGCAAAACUUUUCAGUGUCAAAGGARCAGUUUUAGUUUCAAGGAUGAACAGCGUUUGAGUCACUCCUAGGCGAAAGUCAUUUUACCUGCUGUCGCUUACGGCAAAUUAAACGAAGAAAACAUUUAUCUUUAGAGUAACUUUUGACUUUAGGUCUCGUGCUCAGAGGCUUUCCUAGGAGUGGAUCAAACUUCUAUGCAACACAUUUAUUUGUUUUAAAAAAAAUCACUGAAUCUAUGCAGAAUGCCAGCUGAAAUCUUUACACAGAAUUCAAAACGGAAAAAGUUCAGCUUCUCAGGCAAUUUAACUCAGUAAGUGGGCUCAGAGCCCAGAUCCAACAUCUCAGUCAGAUCACUUUAUCAAACAUUUUUUUCUGUUUAAUUUUCCACAGUUUGUUGUUGUUGACACGUUUUCUCUUUCAAGGUKUAGCACAUAAAAGGAACAGGGUCUCACUGCCAUCCGGACCACAACGCUCCGUAUCAAAGGCAGACYAGAGAGCUCAGUGAAGGCUUCUGGUGUCAUUUGUUCCUCUCAGCUCUUAGACCAUGAAUACUGGGUAUUCUCAGAGGUCGCUGUUUGAAUCUGCUGUGAACCACUUUGUCUCAGAGUGGUCAGAGGGAGAGCCCUGUGGACUCAUGACGGGUCUUUUUGGAGCUCAGUUUGGAUUAGAGUAACGUUGCAUGUUAUAAAACUGCACUUGUCUUAUAAUUGUUCAAUAGGAGCUUGUGUUCUACUGUUAGAUUAUGCCUGCUUGUAUUUUUUUCCCUUCUUAAAUUUUAGGCUUUUUUGUAUUAAUUCUAUCAGAAUUUUCCUCCCAAUGUCCAUGUUUACAAAAGCAAGUAUCUCUUCUAGAGGCCAAAUGAAUGAGCUGUCUGGUUGUUAUUGAUGCAUUCGGACUCGGUGCCACUUUAGGGACGCCAUCUUCUGUUACUGGAUUAACAGAUGUACAGACCUUCAUGAAACCUGGUAAAGAAUGUGGAAUUAAACAUUGCAUUUAUUAUAAA